GUAUCGUAGAAGGCGACUGCUUCGAGACAAGUGUGCAUACGGUGUGAGCAGCGAGCCGUGAGACUCAGCUAGCUACGCUAUUCAGGGCAUUCGGGUCGUUAUCAGUGUUCCCACAGUGCAUUUAUUGGGCUGCCAACGUUGCCAUUGGGAGGUCAUCGUGCGAAACGCUGCCCGCCUUGACUUACGACCAUCAUGAACUCGGCCUAUGGCAUCAUAGAAUCACGACCGCUUACGCCUCACAUACCCACUACAUGCUCGCAGUGCAACUAUCUCCUGGAGUUUCCGGUACCUUCGCCUGCGCCACGCGCUGGGACCAUCCUAAAUAUCCAAUGCUACAACUGUCAUUCUACUAUCACCCAUGCCUUCUAUCCGUCUCAGGUCCCAAACAUCGGUGGUAUAAAUGCAUCCAAGAGCUCUGGCUCGACAUCAUCGCAGAACCAAACGCCACGCCGGGGGAGAAAGAUUGGGACGCAGGAGAAGCCACUGGAGAAGAAGUACUACGACAUAUUGGGCGUUCCUGUUGAUGCGACGACAGACGAUAUCAAGAAAGCAUAUCGGCGACUUGCGAUAAAGAAUCAUCCAGACAAGAAUCCUGAUGAUCCUCAUGCAGAGGAACGCUUCAAGGAAAUCGCGAUUGCAUACCAGACAUUGUCUGAUCCUGAACUACGACAGAAGUAUAAUGAGUUCGGGGCAAAGGAAAGCGCGCCGGAGGGUGGAUUCGUUGACCCAGAGGAGGUCUUCGGUACCAUCUUCGGCGGCGAGCGGUUCGUGCCUAUCAUUGGGCACAUUAGCCUUGCCAAGGAUAUGAAGGCGGCGCUGCAAGAAGCGGAUGACAUGGAGGACGAGGAGAAUGGGAAGCAGGUUCAGCGCGACGCGAAGGGGCGGGAGAUUUUAACUCCGGAAGAAAAGGCACGACGGGAAGAGAAGGCGCGUAAAAUAGCUGCAGAGAAAGCGACUGUACGCGCAGAACGGGUACAGAAGCUUGUGGAGAAUCUGGAGCGCAAGCUCGGGAUCUUCACAGAGUCAGCAACAGGCCCGGACGAUCGGCAGGUGACACAAAGUUGGCGAACGAUAUGUCAGCUGGACGCCGAAGAGCUCAAGAAAGAGUCGUAUGGACCAGAUCUCCUUCACGCGAUCGGCUUUGUGUACGUCUCCAAGGCCAAGCAGUACCAAGCAACCGCACAGACGUUCCUCGGCGUUGGCGGAUGGCUGCACAACGUGCAGGGCAAGUACCAUGUAUUCAGCGAGACGGUAUCCACACUACGUGCCGCCAUCGACCUCAAGAACGUGUUCGAGCAGAUCCAAGCGGCGGAGCAGGCAGGCAACCUGAGUGCAGAAGAGAAGCGGAGGCUUGAGGAACAGGCGGCCGAGAAGGGUCUGCAGGCGUUGUUCAAGGGCACGAAGCUUGAGAUUGAGUCAGUCCUGCGCGAGACUUGCGAUCGGAUCCUGGAGGACCCGGCAAUACCACGGAGCAAAGCGCAACUACGUGCGGUGGCGCUCCAGAUCUUGGGCGAGGCGUACCUGGCGGUCAGGAAGGACCAGGAUGAGGCCCAUGAAGAGAGCGAGUACGUUAAAGUCGAGACGACCACAAGCCGGCAGCGGGACUCCCAGCGUGCUCAAUAG
Molecule: messenger RNA, 1623 nt
Organism: Laetiporus sulphureus 93-53
Lineage: Eukaryota; Fungi; Basidiomycota; Agaricomycetes; Polyporales; Laetiporaceae
Product: DnaJ-domain-containing protein
Exons: 8
Coding region: 193-1623 (476 amino acids)
Source: RefSeq, a predicted model, not a curated record